This is a messenger RNA of Aspergillus wentii DTO 134E9, 333 nucleotides long. RefSeq names its product DNA-directed RNA polymerase I core subunit RPA12. Gene Ontology annotation, molecular function: nucleic acid binding; zinc ion binding; DNA-directed RNA polymerase activity. Gene Ontology annotation, biological process: termination of RNA polymerase I transcription; DNA-templated transcription. The coding region runs from base 1 to 333 and encodes 110 amino acids. The transcript has 2 exons. Lineage: Eukaryota; Fungi; Ascomycota; Eurotiomycetes; Eurotiales; Aspergillaceae. Gene Ontology annotation, cellular component: RNA polymerase I complex. The record is from RefSeq and is a predicted model, not a curated record.
AUGGUCGUCCAAUUCUGCUCCGACUGCGGAAAUCUCCUCGACAACUCGCCCCAAGAUACCUUGGAGUGUGAGCUCUGCGGAAGAGUCGCAAAGAACGACGCCCUCUCCCACACCCAAGUCGCCGUCUCGGAAAAUUUCCCCUCGCGCCUCCGCAACAAAGUGAAAUCAUACACCCAGGAAGUCACCCGCGAGACGAUCGGAUCCGGGCCCAAGAUCGAAGUGGAUUGUGUCAAGUGUCCUUCGAAGGAUGUCACCUAUUCGCAGGUGCAACUGAGGAGUGCGGAUGAGGGAAGUACGAUUUUUUAUACUUGUUUGAAGUGUGGACACAGGUGA